AUGGAGGCCAAGCUUCUCGACGAUUUUGACGGCAACCCGUCUACUUGGGUUCACAGUCCCGGAAUUUUACCCGCGCCCCAAGACCUUGACUGGUUGCUGCCCUACAGCAUGGACAAUAAUAGCUCUUUAUACGGCACAGACUUCUCCAUGGAAGACCUCCUCGCUCCGGACAUGCACAGCCUCACAUUCAUGUCUCCGUGGUUCUCAAUAGAAGAAUCAUCGCCAGCUCGGUCAUUGCAUCAGUAUAUAGGCCUUCCUACGCCAGAUCCACUAUAUGAUACCAGAACCUCUUAUCCCACUUAUACUCCAGGGACCGAACAAUCGAAGCUUUGGCCAGUAUCAACACCUGAUGUAAGCCAAGGAGGCUACAUCACCCGCGCCUCGCUGAGCUGGUGA
Messenger RNA from Colletotrichum orchidophilum, 396 nucleotides. RefSeq lists its product as uncharacterized. The transcript has a single exon. The coding region runs from base 1 to 396 and encodes 131 amino acids. The record is from RefSeq and is a predicted model, not a curated record. NCBI's taxonomy places the organism in Eukaryota, Fungi, Ascomycota, Sordariomycetes, Glomerellales, Glomerellaceae.